AUGAGAUCCAAAAAUGCCACGUGCACUUACAGGGACGCGCCGCCUCCUGCGUCUAAGACAGGGCAGCAGGGAACCUUUGUCGAGCCACGCGAGACGCCGCUGAUCGGAUCCGAGACAACCUCCCCCUUAACUCCGAGCACUCUCAGUACCGCGGCUCCCACUAGCACCACGGUCGACACUUCAAGUAAUGCUGUUGUCGACACUAACUGGCCGCCCCUCGGCAAUGCCACGGCCAACAACAGCCAGACAGCACCGGAGGAGUCAACAUGUCCAGCAGCCGACACUCCGUACUCGACCUUUACCAAAAGCUCGCGGGUCGAGACACGGUAUAUGCAUGUCUCCGGGGACUUCUAUUUCCACUCCGAGCAUCGCCUGGCUGGCCAGCCCCAAGCCGUCAAGAGGAGUGUCACACACAAGACGCGCCUGUUUGGGCCGAGUCACUGGGCCAAUACCGCAGUAAUGCUUUAUGACAUGUUCCACGUCCUCGAACAAAACUUACGAAAUGAGAGAUCCAACAUCUUCGUCUACGAAAAACGAUGCAAGGCCCUGGCUAGGACCAUCAAAGCUCGCCGUUCCCCGGCUUGGCCCUGCCCACCCUCCCCUGAGUUGCCGGCCCGGGCCAUGUGCGACGCUCUCAUCGACUGCUAUCUCCGCACAAGCGAAGCCGUGAUGCGCGUGCUGCAUGUGCCCAGCUUCAGACGCGACUACGAAGCACUUUGGGACCCAAGCAGCAACCCCGAUCCAGCGUUCCGCGUCCAGCUCAAGCUAGUUCUAGCCCUUGGUGCGGUAGCCUAUGACUCCAUCUUCUCACUACGCCCCUUCGCCAUACGAUGGACAUACGAGGCUCAAACCUGGAUUUCAGCCCCAGAGUUCAAGCACCAGCUGGUCCUCCCCUCGCUGCAGACCGGCAUACUGCUCCACAUGGCGCGUGAGACAGUAGGUGUUGGCGAGGACAUGGUCUGGGCCGGCGUCGGCACUACGUUUCGCAUGGCAAUGUACAUGGGCCUGCACCGGGAUCCGUCAGGUCUGGGGCCCAGGAGGAAGGUCCCACUCAUAGCUGAGAUGCGUCGGCGAUUGUGGAAUACCAUCCUCGAGUUAGCGCUACAGUCAAGCCUUAGCUCGGGCGGACCGCCGCUAUUCAAUCUAGACGACUUCGACACGGAGCCGCCGGGAAACUUUGACGACGAGCAGCUAAGCCGCGAAUCGCUGGAGCCUCCGGUCCCCAAACCGCAAGCCGAGUUCACUCAGACGACCAUCGCUAUCGCGCUCCGCAAGCUGCUGCCACAACGACUAGCCAUUGUCAAGUACCUCAACGAUCUUUCUUCCCGUGCGAGCUACACGGAGACCCUGAGACUCGAUGCCGAACUCCGCGAAGCGUACAAGAGUCUCACCCGAAGCCUGCAGGCAAUGAAAGCGCCCUCAGGCGGUCCUUCCGACGUUGCGCUCCGCCUCCUUGAGCUCCUCCUCCGCCGCUACCUCCUCUGCCUCCACCUCCCUUUCUUCGGCCCUUCCUUCCGAGAUUCCGAAUUCGCCUUCUCCCGCCGCGUGGUCGUCGACACCGCCCUCCGCCUAUGGCGCGCCGCCUUCCUCAUGCCUCUCUCUCUGUCCGCCGACUCGGCCGAUCUGGAUGACCCCGUCGCCCGGAUUGCAACCUCCGGGUCGGGUCUGUUCGGCACCGUGGCGAUCCAGGGAUUCGUAGCCGUCGCCGUCGAGCUGAAGACGCUCAUCCGCGAGGAGGAGAGCCUGGUCCUUCUCGGUCCCGGGGAGGUGCGGCCGGACCUGCUGCUUGCGCUGCAGGACUUCAAGGCCUGGUCGUGGAAGGCCAUGGAGGCGGGCGAGACGAAUAGCAAGGGCUACCUGGUGUCCUGUAUGGUCUUCGCGCAGGUGGAAGCCGUGCGGAAGGGGUUGGACGAGACGCAGACUGCCGCGUACGUGGAGAAGGCGGCCGAGGAGGCUGAGAAGAGGAGUAUGCGGUUGCUGGAGGAGGCCGAAGCGAGGACCAGGCCCAUUCAGGAAAACGAGGCAGUGAGUGUUGGCGGUGGGACGGGGAGCAGCAUGUUGGAUACGCCGCCGGAAACGUGGGGCGCCGAGGAGUGGGAUAUGGAUUAUAUGGUGUCGGACUUCCUGGUUGAUCCGACCGGCACGGAGAACAUGAGCUGGGUCUUUCAGUCCGCGUUUGGGUGA
Chaetomium strumarium is the source of this 2184-nucleotide messenger RNA. RefSeq lists its product as uncharacterized. Gene Ontology annotation, molecular function: RNA polymerase II cis-regulatory region sequence-specific DNA binding; zinc ion binding; DNA-binding transcription activator activity, RNA polymerase II-specific. The record is from RefSeq and is a predicted model, not a curated record. Gene Ontology annotation, cellular component: nucleus. Gene Ontology annotation, biological process: DNA-templated transcription; regulation of transcription by RNA polymerase II. NCBI's taxonomy places the organism in Eukaryota, Fungi, Ascomycota, Sordariomycetes, Sordariales, Chaetomiaceae. The coding region runs from base 1 to 2184 and encodes 727 amino acids. The transcript has 3 exons.